Messenger RNA from Halichondria panicea, 941 nucleotides. Its product is annotated as cilia- and flagella-associated protein 119-like. The transcript has 3 exons. Lineage: Eukaryota; Metazoa; Porifera; Demospongiae; Suberitida; Halichondriidae. The record is from RefSeq and is a predicted model, not a curated record. Bases 38 to 865 code for a protein of 275 amino acids.
AAAGAGUGGGUGGGGCUGGGAACUUUCCAUAGCAACAAUGGAGAAUCAAUUCAAGCCCAGGAUCUGUGAAUGGGAAGACCUCUCCCUCACGAACACAGAGGCGCUGCAAACAUGUGGAGUAACUGUAGAAGCUGUAAAGAAAGUAUUGAAGGAAAUUCUGGGAGUAUCAAGUGAAGACAAGCAGUCAACAAUUGAGCUAGACCUCUACACCCAUGCUUUGCUUUUUGCUAAAACUAACAAAUUCAGUCUCCCCCAGAUGUCUGCAUUCUUCACAAUACUAAAGAGUGUACAUAAGCUGUGUAUAAGCACACCGUUUGACAAUCAGGAACAGGCUUUGGAGCUUUUCAACAACCUCCUUAUUCGUCAUGGAGUAUCAAGACCACCUUACAGCGUUAUGCUCUUCUCUCUCCAGCAAGUCAAGAUCAUCACAGACUAUGUACUGAGCACAUACUUCAAGCACUAUAAGAUGUACAAGUAUGCAUUCACUAAGAAGGUUCGACUAAGCCUCAGAUUAGCGUACAGUGGAGAGGACGUUGGAGAAGAAGAGAAUAAAGAAGAAGAAGAUGAGAAAGAGGACACAAAGAUUGAUCCAGUAGAAGAGCCUGAUUUUGUUGAAGAUAUUGAAGAGGCUGAGCCUCCCAAUGGAGAAGAUUCCAUUGAAGUAGACCCAACUGAAGAAGCAGAUCACAGAGAUCUCAAGGACAUAGUGUCCUCCACACUAUCAAAGAAGCUAAAAGACCUAGAAGUGAGCAUUGAGCAGGAAAUGAACACACAAGAACGAAAGUUGGCUGAGAGAAUUGGUGCUCUAGAAAAGCUUGUUGGAGAGAAACCAAAGCAACCAAAGCAACCAAAGCCCAAGAAAUAACUGACGUCACUGUUUUCAAUAAAUAUGUGCAGUAUUGUCAAAUGAAUAACAUGAUAAAAAUAAUGAGAAUCAUUUA